GCCUGCCAAGGACGAUCACAAGGUGCACGAAACUGUUUUGAAUUAGGCUUGCCCUGGAGUCCUCAUCUGAUGAAGCCUGUUGUAGGGACCCUCAACUCAUCGUUCUUAUGCCCUGAUCUGUCAAAUUACUAAGAAUGUCGAAACCUUCAAGUGCAUGUGCGAGAAUCUCAAGGUCAGCAUACUAUUUUCCACAGAAGACAAAGCUUAUUCAAGGAGUUGAUAAUCGCGUUGCCCCGCAUACGCGAAAUUGUUUAGCGGUGCUAAAUUUCUGAGGUUCAAAGCUUCACAGGUGGUUCGAACAUUCCAAACCACGCAGAGGCUUCAAAGUUGAACAUUCCACACGAAUGCAAUAACCCACCUUAAAACGAAAGUGUGGAGGAGAGGUGGCACAAGCGGGGAAGAACGUGGGACUUCCUAUCGGGGCUGCCCUCUGCCCCGAUGUCGCUCCAUUUGACUGCCGGUAUGUCAGUCUCCGAAUCACGAGGAGAUCGACUGUGGGCCCUGAAUCUGCGCCUUUCGCGCAAUCCACUCAUCUAUCUGCAUUUCCUCUUUCAACUUGGUGCUCUCCGUCAUCCCCUUUUGUCAAUGCUGUAGGGAGUGAUAUUGCUUUUCUCACUCUGUCAAUCUCUGAGGGCUGUUGAGAUGGCCGUAACCGAAUCCGGUGAGUUCCGAGUGGAGGCCAGGGCGCCAGGCAAAGUCAUUCUCAGUGGGGAGCACGCCGUCGUUCAUGGCACUUCUGCCGUCGCAGCAGCGCUGGGUCUUUACACCACAGCGACCAUCCGGCCUGGGAUGGACGACAGCUGUGUACUCGACCUUCCACAACUUGGAGUGUACUCAAAAUGGCCUCUCAAAAUGAUAGAGGAACUUAUAACGCAACCUCACUUGUUGAAUCCAAAGCCCGCGCAUGUCACCUCAUAUUCUGAGUCAGAGUGGCCGCAGUUAGCAGCGUUUGUUGAGCGGCAGGUCAGAUCGCUCUCUGCAAAGGGAGCGAAGGGAGCGGAUGCGGCUGUCACGGCGUUUCUGUUCCUGUAUACAUCAAUCCUAGGUUUGCAGCCAGCAACCGUGAGAGUGUCGUCCGAGCUACCAGUGGGUGCUGGCUUGGGCUCCUCCGCUGCCUACUGCGUCGCGCUGACAACCGCUCUGUUGGCUUAUUCUCGAGAGAUUGAGUUGCCACAACUCCCGAGCGUGGGAGAAGAAGUUUCCACUGAUAGGAAAAUAUGGUUUGAUGUAGACGAAAAGAAGGUAGACUUGGUGAAUAAAUGGGCAUUCGAGGGAGAGCGCAUCAUUCACGGACGUCCCUCUGGUAUUGACAACACGGUCAGCACGUAUGGGUAUGUGGUGAAGUUCAAAAAGGGCCAGAUUACGCGCUUGCACACACAAAUGCCACUUCGAAUGCUCCUGACGAACACCCAAGUUGGGCGAAACACCAAAGCGUUGGUGGCUGGUGUUGGAGAGCGCGCUCUUCGUCAUCCAGCUGCCAUGGGCGCAAUUUUCAAGGCUAUCGACGAGAUUGCGGAAGAAGUUGUCACCAUCCUACAAACGCCACCUGAAACAGCACGGUUGGGCAAAAGUGGGGAGGUCGUUUCCUCUGAUGAAUGCGGGCCUCACCCUGUCGCUAAAACAGUACAGGAAAUCAGACUCCAGGAGCUUGUGGAUAUGAAUCAGGGUCUCUUGCAAGGCAUUGGUGUUAGUCAUCUCUCUAUUGAAUCAAUUUGUCAGAUUACUGCAGCGUAUAGACUUUCGUCGAAACUUACCGGAGCCGGCGGUGGUGGCUGCGUCUUGACGCUUCUCCCUCACAAAUUGUCUUCCACGUCAGUGGAAUUGGUAAAAGUGGACAUAGAAGGGAAAGGAUUCUCCUGCUUUGAAGCUGUAAUCGGUGGCAACGGAGUGCAAGUCAGUUGUCAAGCAGUGAGCUAAGCUGAGCUAAAGCCUUGUUUGACUCUAUGAUGCCUCCCGAGGAAUCUUUGCGGACGAAGUGUUAAGUAAUCAAUCAUCUGUCACGUUGGAAGGUGUUUCUGGACGCGCAUGUGGUGCAUGAUCUUAGUUUUACGGCAGGUUUUAGUAAAUGAUAGCACAUUCAUCCACAACCUCAUGAAUGGCCUUGAAUAUAGCACUCAUGGCUGGUGUGACGAAAAGUAUGCUCGCCACUAAGUUGUCAGUGAUAGUGGCGACUUGAGUGUAGAUUGGGAGCAUUUGAAGUAGGAAUUUGAAGUUAAAUUUCCGCAGCUGGUCAGCCCAGUAGAAUCUUUUCCAGGCAAUUUCCCUCGUGCGUAGUUUUAAAAUUCUUGUAGAUUGUAGGUAUGGUGUUCACUUAGGUGUCUAGAACUAUCUACUUUCUUAAUUUCAAAGUGGAAACAGAAAUUCCCGAUUUUAUACGUCAAA
This is a messenger RNA of Physcomitrium patens, 2382 nucleotides long. Its product is annotated as mevalonate kinase. Gene Ontology annotation, molecular function: mevalonate kinase activity; ATP binding. Gene Ontology annotation, biological process: isoprenoid biosynthetic process; isopentenyl diphosphate biosynthetic process, mevalonate pathway. Lineage: Eukaryota; Viridiplantae; Streptophyta; Bryopsida; Funariales; Funariaceae. Gene Ontology annotation, cellular component: cytosol; cytoplasm. The record is from RefSeq and is a predicted model, not a curated record.